CCCCGCAGGCUCUCCGCACAGCUUCUUCCUCGCGCCUCGACCGGGCUAAUUUAACGCCUCCCCCCUCCCUUUCUCUCCCCGCCUCGCGCUCGCUUGUGCCAAGCCCAGGUGAUUAUCCAUCUGCCCCCCUUCUCCCCCCUCCUCCGCCGCCUCCUCCUCCUCCUCUUCCUCUCCUUGGUACCAACAGACCGACAAAUCCCUCCCGGUGCUCCCGUCUCCCCCUCCUCCUCCUCUCUCCUCUUUCUGUCUCCUUCCAGCCAUGAUCCGUGGCGGGAUAAUUCCCAGACGGUCUUCUUCCUCUCCUCCUUCCUCCUCCUCUCCUCCUCCUCCUCGCGGGGCCGAGCGAAGCGACCUCCGACAGCCAACCGCUUGCUGAGCCCAGGCGUGUGCGUGUGCGAGGUCAUGUCGGGCAUGACGAGCGGCGUGUGCGUGGAGAGCGACCUCACCUCGAUGCUCCAGAGAAGCUCCGCCCCCUCUCACCAUCACCCAAACCACCACGGCUACGGCGGCCAGGGGCAGGUAUCGAGUCUGGCGCCGAUGCUGGAUUACACGACAGAGAUGGACCGCUACCGCUCCUCCAUCGCCAGCUUCUACAAGACCAACGUCAACAUGAACAUGAACGUUGCGAACUUCCCCCAGUCUGCCAAAUUGGCGGCCCGCUUGGCGGCGGCCACGCCCAUUUUCCCCCCUACUGCUGCCCGCUUGGGCACCAUGGCGACAGGGCCUUGGGGUUGCCAUGAGAACAUGAACAUGAACCACCCGGCAGCCAUGUUUUGGGGUCGCCCGAAACCUGUGGCGACUGCGCCCUCACAUCACCACCACCAUCACCAUCCCUCGGCGGCGCCGGGUCACAUGACCUCCACACACCCCCACAGUUCCAGCGUACACCAGGGCAGCAGCGGUGGGUCUGGGGGAGGGGGGAGUGGAGGGGGCAGUGAGGGGGGAGGAGCUGAAAAACACGGAUCCACUCCCUCACUUCCUGUGACGCAAGCAGCAGCUCAUCAUCACCCCAUGGCCGCCAGCAACGGGAACUUCCUGCCCGCCUACAGCAGCGGCGCAGACUGUGGCACCAUGAACAAGCAGGGACACGCACACGCCGACAUGAUCGGCCUAUCAGAGGGAGGCAGCUGCAAUGGAGGCGGGGUCAUGGGCGGGGGCUUUUUAGGGGGGCUCGGAUUACCUCCUGGUGUCAUUGUCAUGGCGAUGGGUUCAGCAGGAGGCGGGAUUUCCGACGCCAGUAGCGCCUUCCAGAUGACCAGCGGUCAGCGGGCCUUAACAGACUGCCAGCAGCACACCAACUCCUCCCCCUGCCCUUCCUCUUCCUCGCCCUCAUCAUCGGGGGUAACGACAGGAGGCGUCACAUUGUCAUCAUCAUCGUCGUCUUCAUCGGGGACUGUGGCCAAGAGGAAGAGGAAGCGGUGCGGCGUGUGUGGACCCUGCCGGCGGCUGAUCAACUGCGGCGUCUGCUCGUCGUGCCGCAACAGGAAGACGGGUCACCAGAUCUGCAAAUUCAGGAAGUGCGAGGAGCUGAAGAAGAAACCAGGAGGAGGCGGCGUGCUGGAGCGGCCCCCCUCCGUCCCCACUGGCGAGGCGUUUCGUUGGUUCUUCUGAUCUUUCGUCCACAUUUGGAGUGAGAAGCUGGAGGACCAUUGAGAGGACUCUCUCUAAAAAUGGACCACAACAAAAGGGCCUGAAUGAAAUUCAGCUAAAACCGUCACAGCUUCAGGACCUGGACCUGAGGCUCCCCACCAGGAUUUGACUCUGUACAGAGGACAAGAAACGCCCAGAAAUCCAACCUCAGCUGGACCGGCUGGAAGGGGGAGGAAGACGAGGGGGCAGUCCCCUAAGAAAUGUACCUCAAUAUUGACCUAUCCUCAACCAAUCAGGAAGUCCGGACUGAAGCUUAGGGUUGAAGCAUGCUGGGAUUUUCAGCACAUAAGGGCUGCAUCAGCAAAUCUACACACAGUGUUAUAGUCAUGAACAAAGCUAGCGUUGCAUGAGGAAGUCCACAUCACAGGCCAACUUCUUAACCCUCGGUAGAAUUGGCUCAUAGAAAGCACGAUUAGCUAAUAUUUUGAUUCAAAAUAUGAUUCAUGGAUGUUACUUUUGUGGACUUUCAGUUUUUAUAACGUUUAGAAUGUGAUUGUGUCCGUAUGAAGGCUUUUUCCAAAUUCCCUCAUUACUCUAUCUUCAAAUCCCUGGAAAUCUUUCAAAUCUGAAAGUUGACAUCGGUCAGUGGUCGCCCGCACACAUUUUGACGUCAUGCGGUGGCAGUCCAGUGACAGGUGGAAUGGCCUGCUUUUUAUCCGCCCCUGCCCACCGUCCAGAGACGUGUACACAUCGUCCAAUCAAGCCGCCUGACUGCCACCAUCUGUAUUCAUGGCCACGCCAACGAUUUUCCAAAAAUUAGGCUGUGGCAUAAAACCUUUAAGGUUCUGCCGAUACCGCCCCAUCGCGCGGUGGCAGUUGUGUUUGUGACCGUAGCCUAACUUAGCCCAGAGUUAGGACAUGUUCCACUUAUUCGUUUGUUCAGUAAAAAGUAACCUCCAGACCAACACCGCCAACAUCCACACAACUCACGUCCAUGCAGCGUCACCGUGACCAACAUCCUCAAUCCGGAUGAUAAUUCAGAACGGGCUCCGUUUAAAGGCCCUUUCAAACUGGGAUAAACGUGCCUUCCUCCUCCUCUUCCUCCUUCUAGCCAACCACUAAGCCCACUGUAGCUAAACCAGGAAGAUUCAGGACUCAACCACAGACGGUUUCCGUUUGACCAGAACCGCAAACCUCAACGAGGGACUACUAACUGACCUCAACAGGAAGUGAUCCGAGACUGUUAACGUGGACCGCAACUUCCCCACAUUUGGACUACAACUACCACAUCACUGUUACCCGUCUCUUCUGUCUACCUCCUCCUCAAGAACUUUGAAGGCACCUUGAUUGACCUUUUGGGCUGGGUUCAUGACGGUCUGACCCAAGCUGCUUCUGAACCCUCUUGCUGAUCUGAUCUCAAUCAUGUGGAAUCUGGUUUCUGCGGUUGGUAGACUUCACUGAAGACUUUGAUUCUCAGGGCUCGGGUCACACCUCCGAUUUUAUAUCAUGUAAAUUUGGCUUCACCAUUGUGUUCUGAGGUUUUCUGUUCUUGAGAAGACAGUAACUGAACAUCACACUCAUCUGGUCCCAAACGUCCAGAUCUCCUCGGUUUGGACUCGUGUCUCCCUGAUCAGCCCCUCACAGAGGGUUCAGAAGCAGUCUCCCUGUAUUUGUAUCAGUGCAUGUUCUACCACACGGUGACCAACAGGAGCCUCCCGCUGUGCUCUGAGGUCAGCAUGGGAACCUACAGGGAACCUUCGGGUCCCCUGAGUUGAACUCUGGGGAAAAGGGAACCAAACUAAACCCAAGAACAUUCAACCAAGUCCACAUUCCAACCAAGUCUUUUCCAACAUGUCUGCGGGUCAACUUUAGAAAAAUCCACAAUUUAAUCUUUACAAACACAAAUGUUCCUUUGAAGGCUUUUAAACCCCAUUAGUUUGUGUUUCCAGCAAGCUCUCAUUCAACCAAGAAUAAUUCAGACGUUAAGGAUCAAGGUGGCCUUUAAUCUCCUUUUGAAUCAAUAACAGACCUGAGAGUAUUUUGGUUUUGAGUAAAUUUAAAUAUUCAUUAUGGCUACAUUCCAUCUCGUAGUUUCUGUUCAGGGCUUUCUUACGCUACGAAACCCUGAAGAUUGAUCCUGAAGAUCCGUUUGUGGUCACUGUGUUCUGGGCUCGGACAGCAACAGGAUAGAUCUGGGUAGAGGUAGCAGGGUGGAUCAGAACACGGUCCAGUGGACUCUGGUGCAGAACCCGGAGUGACUGUUAUAGAGUUGUGUUUGAAUUAUUCAUAUUGACUUCCAUUAAAGCAGAACAUAAACAAAACUGCAAACAAUAUUGAGAUUUACAGACAAAUGAAGAUGGAAAAUAUGAACUAAUUUACUGCUAUAAGUACUUUUAUAACAGGGUUAACCGGUUACUCCAUGUUUUGUUAUUCUUUGGACUACCUACUCUCUUUGACCAUUUACGUAAUGAACGUAAAUCAUCUGAUACUGACGCUGAGAAAAGUGACUUUGUGCUGAUAUGCAACACUUUACGCUAGGCGCUGCACAUCAGCCUCUUUCUUUCCAUUACAAUCCAAUCCAAUUGCGUUAAUUACGUAAACAGUCACAGAAUUCCGUAGUACAAAAUCCACGUGUUACUUAGGUGUCAAUGGUGACAUUUCUGGUUUUAAAGGGUUAAUACCAGAGAGGUUAACCAGUCUUAACAUCUUUAGUGUUAACACUGGUAACACCGGACUAUCUGUCACUGAUUGAUGGUCCUUACUUGAUGACCAUUGGCUAUCAGUUAAGUGGUCACAGUCCAUGUGAGAUGUCCUCCGAGGUGAACGUGA
Molecule: messenger RNA, 4419 nt
Organism: Oryzias latipes (Japanese medaka)
Lineage: Eukaryota; Metazoa; Chordata; Actinopteri; Beloniformes; Adrianichthyidae
Cellular component (GO): nucleus
Molecular function (GO): methyl-CpG binding; zinc ion binding
Source: RefSeq, a predicted model, not a curated record